AUGUUGACAAAUGCAGCCAAAGCAGCUGGAGCUCCGGCGGACUCAGCGAUCGAGGCAAGUGAGGACAGUCAGAUUCUUCAAGUAGAAUCCGCUUCAACACAGCGACAAGGGACUCGCCUUCGAAAACAGACUGUGCGGUACGGACAAGAGACAAACGCCAGCAGCGAGGGUGAUCAAGACCUUAGAGAUGAUCAUAAUGAGACCUCUAUGAAGGACAGGCCUGUGACUACUCAGCAGAAGUGUCGAACACUCAUCUGCAACUUCGUCGACGCUUCGAACAAGGAUAAGCUGCGCGCUCUCUUGACUCCACCCUUAGAGAAGCUUGACAGUCCUCCUGGAUCAAGUAACGGCAACUCGAAGAAGCGGAAGUCUUCCUUGAGCAAUGAUUCAGACGUCGACGGAUCUGAACCAGCCAGGCAAAGCGCCGACAACCUACCGAAGAGACAGCGGAGACAAACCGCCAAAGAGAGAGCUGAGCACAGAGCAGCAGCAGCGAACGUCCAAGAGUCGUUUCCUGAACCGCGGGGACAGCCUGAGGUGUGGGCGGAUGACCGCCAGAGCCUGUGUGAGUCGCUUUCAUACUUCCAGGCGUAUAAGUCUGGUGCCUACCACUUCAAUGGGUUUGGCUACGGCUACCUACUCGACAACGACAACGAUGUGCGAGGGUACAUGAGUGCCGAGGUUGUCAUCUCCAGAUUUGGCGGUGGUUACACACCCAAUGAAAAAACGGGCAAGAUGGAGCGAGAGAAGGAUCAGACUCUGUCUGACCCAACCGUUGUGGCUUUCAUGAACAACAUGAGAGAACAUGUGCCGGUCAAUCUCAUCGUCGGUUCCAAAAAUCCGCACUGCCCUUCCAAGAUGCCACAUCGCUACAACGUCAAGGGCUCUCACAUGGUACACUACAUUUGGUCUGAGAAGGUCGAAGGCAUGAAUGUCAGCAGGAUACGUUUCCAGGACAUCAAUCUGCAGAGGCCGAGCUGGUUGGCUGCGCAAGACUCACCAUUACCCCCAGCAGACCGCGACUACACCACAAAAGCACCCUGCGAAACCUGUUCCUCUUGCAACCGCACCUGGUCACAGGUCUACGCUGCCGGAUGGAUGUGCUUGAACGACGGCUGCAAGGAACACUUCCAACUCGACGGAGACACCUGCACCGACUUGACAUGGAACCCAGUCUGGAUGAACGAGCGCACCGAAUGGCCCCAGCAUAUCAUCCCGCCAUUCCCUCUGAAGCCAACACCGCCCCUUACCGACUCCAACGUACCAAGCCUGGAGGAAGAGACAUCCCUCUCGUGCUGGAAAGGCAUGGUGUGUCCAAAGUGCGGGAGAUGCAACUCGCGCACAAAGUGGGACGAGUGGAAGUGUUUGAAUGCAGCUUGCGACUUCGAGCUCCCAGUCACGCAUACGGUCUUCCCUGCCAGAGCUUUGGUCGAAAAGCACGGAUUCGAAUUUCAAGGCCAGGCCAUAUCCUUUGACAAAUGUUAUGCUCCCGUCACCAAGCGUGAGACGGAGUGGCCGGGCAUGUGGCGUCAUUCAACCUACGACAUCCCAGGCGGGAACGUUGUGUCUCAUUUCCACGCAAAUGCUGUCAUCAAUCAGCAGCCUGGGGGCGCAAAUGAGAUUCUUGAAGCACUGCAGGGAUCAAAGCUGGGCAUGGAAAGAUUUUCUAUGGGGAAUGCGUCCGCGGAAGGUCUUUCACUCGUAAGACACUUCGCAAUCAACUACGGUAUGCCAUACAAAUACGUCGUAUCCGUAGACUCCAAACCCUUCAGCGAAGCACCCCUAACGAUCAUGAACAUCGUCAACCGCUUGACCUGGGCCGGAAAAAAGGUCGUGAACGACGGCACAUACCAACAGUUCAACGAACUGCUCUGUCUCGGCUACUUUGAGAACCAGUCCAUCGGCUACCACGACGACGGCGAAAAAGAUCUCGGACCGACCAUCGCCUCCAUCUCCAUUGGCGGCGAAGCCAUCAUGACGAUCCGCAUGAAAGCCAAGUUCUAUUUCUACCCAAAGGGACAAACGCCAGAAACAUACGAUCCCCUCGCGGACAUCGAGCCCGGGACGCAACUCUACAAGGAGCGUCUCGAGCUGGCGAGGCUGUACAAGGCAGUGCAGAAGCAGGACGAGGAAAUGGAUGAAGAGGAGGACAACGAGGACAACGAGACCCAAGAGCGCACCUCACCCCGUCGAGCAUACCUCCGGGCCAAAACCGCCCUCUUCGCCGCCCUCGCCAACGACAAGCGCAAAAGCGCCCCCGUGAUCCUAUCCCUGGAUCUGAAACACGGCGACAUGGUCGUCAUGCACGGACAUCCCCUGCAGGCCAGAUACGAGCACGCCGUCACCCCCAAGGGCAAACUCCGCUACGGGCUCACGUGCCGGUACGUCAGGCCGGGCAACAUACCCUUGGCGGAGCGCUGGAAGGGGGACUUUGGGAUCCGGGCCGAGGACGCGUACGACGGCUAG
Letharia columbiana is the source of this 2466-nucleotide messenger RNA. RefSeq lists its product as uncharacterized. Bases 1 to 2466 code for a protein of 821 amino acids. Gene Ontology annotation, biological process: DNA repair. The record is from RefSeq and is a predicted model, not a curated record. The transcript is spliced from 8 exons. Lineage: Eukaryota; Fungi; Ascomycota; Lecanoromycetes; Lecanorales; Parmeliaceae.